CGACGAUACCUCGAGAGGGUGCCUGGCGGGGAUCUUCUGGCUGUCCUGAACUAUGGACGGCUGGUUGUAGUAGAGCAGCGUAGUCUGUUAGGUCUCUUAGUUGUUUAGCCGACGCGCAUUUCUCGACGCUCAAGCCUAGUGGGCUUGUCUCUGACAACUGAUGACUAUUAGUACUUCGAACGUCUUCUGCGCGGCUUUUGAAUAAGCCUUGCCAGUAUUGAUCUCUGCUCAGACGCUUGCUGUGGCGAUUCGACUCUUGAACUCCCCCACCCGCUUCCGCCUGCUUCUGCGGUCGCCUCGUAGCUACCAGUUCUUAGACGCCCAGAGGUCUUAGACGUCCAGUGGUGGCAGUUCUUAGACGUCGAGAGGUCGAGGUCGUAAUCCGAUUAGCGAUAGGCGCUGUUCGUCGACCGACAGUCCUGUUGAGGAUAUCAGAUGGCCCUUUAUCGAGACGCCACGCAGCAAAGAUGGAAGGGUAGCGAGAGCCCCCUGUUCGGCCCCACGGCGGCGGAGCUCCCAAGGUACCAGCGCGACGUGGAGGACUUGCUGGUGGAAACCACCGCCUCGCCCUGCCCCGCCACCAACCGUUGCAGCAAACUGCUGCUGAACGAGCUUCUUGACAUCUCAGCACCUCUGAACGAAGCAGCUGGGGCCAUAGUCGAUGACUCCUUCUGGCGCUGCUUCAAGUCCAACGAGCCCGAGCCAUGGAAUUGGAACCUCUACCUCUUCCCGCUCUGGUGCCUUGGCGUGCUCUUCCGCUACGCCAUCCUCUUCCCCAUCAGGCUCGUGCUGCUGCUCCUGGGGUGGGUGAUCUUCCUCUCGCUCUUCAUCCCCAUCCACUUCAUCUUCGCCCGAUACGACAAGCUGCGCCGCGGCCUAGAGCGUGGGCUGGUGGAGUUCAUGUGUGGGGUGUUUGUGGCGUCUUGGACGGGGGUCAUCAAGUACCACGGGCCCAGGCCCGUGCGCCGCGCCAACCAGGUGUACGUGGCGAACCACACCUCAAUGAUCGACUUCAUCAUUCUGGAGCAGCUCACAGCGUUUGCUGUCAUCAUGCAGAAGCACCAGGGAUGGGUUGGUCUGCUGCAGAAGACAGUGCUGGAGAGCGUUGGGUGCAUCUGGUUCAACCGCACCGAAUCCAAAGACCGAGCGAUUGUAACACAGAAGCUAAAACAGCAUGUUGCCAGGGCGGAUGCCAACCCACUUCUUAUAUUCCCCGAGGGCACAUGUGUUAAUAACGAGUACACUGUCAUGUUCAAGAAGGGAGCGUUUGAGCUGGACUGUGCCGUGUGCCCCAUCGCCAUCAAGUACAACAAGACCUUCGUUGAUGCCUUCUGGAACAGCCGCCAGCAAUCCUUCACCAUGCACCUGGUGCGCCUGAUGACGUCAUGGGCGGUGGUGUGCGACGUGUGGUUCAUGGAGCCCCAGUACAUCCAAGCAGGCGAAUCAGCCAUCGAUUUCUCAGAAAGGGUGCGGGAGCUGAUUGCCAAGAGGGCGGGAAUCAAGAAGGUGCCGUGGGACGGGUACCUCAAGUAUUAUCGGCCCAGCCCCAAGCUCACAGAGAAGAGGCAAGCCAAGUACGCGCACUCAGUGCUGCUGACCCUGCAGGAGCUGAGAGGGGGCGCUGCUGGGGUGCUCCCUUCACCUGAUGCCGACAAGUUCGAGCUCUGAUAUUUCAGAUGAGACCUUAGGCUGAAAGGAAGGAGCCUGCUACAAAGCAACCUGCUUUUGCAAUUUCUAGAUAUGAGCUCUGAUGUCAUACGUCGUCCCUUUCGUUUUGCUUGAGGGAGGGAUCAAACUGAUGCGAAGUCAGGGCAAGUUUCAGAACAGUUUUGCGUUGUUGACUGGCUGUGGGUCGGACUGUUGCUGUGACUGGCUAUGAGGGAGACAAAAGGGGGUGAAGAGCAACAGUUGGGGUGGCAGAUGGAGGCAAAAAAGGCUGUGCCAGCCGGGAAUCGAACCCGGGUCUGCACCGGGCUUAUGGCAGGGUGCUAUUCUACCACUAGACCACUGGCACGAUUUAGACGAAGAUAACCUGGCUAAAGCUUUAAUCAAACUCAGGGCAAAAAUAGUGUUGCAUGUGAUGUCCGGUGGGGAAAUGGUGCUGCAGUGUUGCCCGGUGGGAAAAUGGUGCUGCAGUGUUGUCCGGUGGGAAAAUGGUGCUGCAGUGUUGCCCGGUGGGAAAAUGGUGCUGCAGUGAUACCCGGCGGGAAAGUGGUACUGGAUAGAGAGCAAUGCGUG
This is a messenger RNA of Closterium sp. NIES-67, 2238 nucleotides long. The record is from the annotation of a GenBank genome assembly. Lineage: Eukaryota; Viridiplantae; Streptophyta; Zygnematophyceae; Desmidiales; Closteriaceae.